Molecule: messenger RNA, 1312 nt
Organism: Syngnathus acus (greater pipefish)
Lineage: Eukaryota; Metazoa; Chordata; Actinopteri; Syngnathiformes; Syngnathidae
Gene: tbpl1
Product: TBP-like 1
Exons: 7
Coding region: 246-809 (187 amino acids)
Biological process (GO): DNA-templated transcription initiation
Molecular function (GO): DNA binding; general transcription initiation factor activity
Source: RefSeq, a predicted model, not a curated record
GAAAAUGUUUUGCUAAGUGGCGUAGUCCAAUUUGUAUAAUCUUUCCGCAACCUGCGCGGAGGCAAGGGAAUCGACAAUCCGGUUGACGGACUCGUGCAACUCUGGGGGCUCCGUAUUGACAAGCGGAUGAGUCUUGAACCGGCACGACGGGCGCUUUACGUCACGAUGAUGGCGGACGAGUGAGGAGUGAGCCCUGUGAGGUCCUCUCUCUGCAACACGCAUACACACGCACACACACUUCCUCCAUGGAUUCCAGCAAUGAUGACACUCUGGAUAUCAUCGUCACCAAUGUGGUGGCAACGUUCAGGACCAGGUGCCACCUCAACCUGCGCACCAUCGCCCUGGAGGGAACCAACGUCAUCUAUAAGCCGGAGGUGGGGAAAGUCCUCAUGAAGCUUCGGAAGCCCAAGAUAACCGCUUCCAUCUGGUCCUCAGGGAAAAUUAUCUGCACUGGAGCAACAAGCGAGGACGAGGCCAAGCAAGGUGCUCGCCGCUUGGCACGAUGUCUGCAAAAAAUUGGCUUCAAGGUGAGGUUCUCGGCCUUCAAGGUGGUGAACGUGCUGGCUGUCUGCUCCAUGCCCUUUGCCAUCCACCUGGUGGACUUCACCAAGAAGAACCGGCCCAUUGCCAGUUAUGAGCCCGAGCUCCACCCUGCCGCCACCUACAGGAUCAAAACCAUCAAGGCCACCAUCCAGGUGUUCUCCACGGGCAGCCUCACAGUCACAGGACCAAACGUGCAGAACGUGGCCACGGCGGUGGAGCAGGUGUACCCGCUCCUCUUUGAGUGCAAGAAGCCGCUCUGCAAGUAAGGCGGAGCGCCUGGGCCUCGGUCCUCUCGCCACCGAGUGCGUUUCUUGUGGACUCGCGUUCGUUUUAGAAGUAACAAAAACAAAAAAACGCAAAAACUGUUGCAAGUCAACCAUUUUCUCCGUCCACGGAAAACUCUCCAAAAUCCGGCUUACUCAACUCAUGUACAUUUUGACACUCGCUGUAAAUUGUAAAUAUGAUGAUUUUGUAAUAUUGUUAUUCCAGGAUUGAGCCUGUGUGUGUGCGUGUGUGUAUAGGAUCACUUUUGAGGAUGUUUUAGUGCAGGUUGAGCGUAAACGUAAGCUCCGUUUCCGAGACCAGCUUUUAAUGUUUGUGCUCAUGCGCAUCCCUCGAACCGACUGGACUUUUACCCGCAUGACUCUUAAUUGCGGUUGACGUCAUCCGAUCCGUUUAUAAGCGGACCUCCCGCCGGCCGUUUCCCAACCCCCCCACAGCUUCAAGACUAUUUUGUAUUUUAUACAAAAAUAAAGUGAUAAAUAAAGCA